This is a messenger RNA of Paecilomyces variotii, 1383 nucleotides long. RefSeq lists its product as hypothetical. The record is from RefSeq and is a predicted model, not a curated record. The coding region runs from base 105 to 1355 and encodes 416 amino acids. NCBI's taxonomy places the organism in Eukaryota, Fungi, Ascomycota, Eurotiomycetes, Eurotiales, Thermoascaceae. The transcript has 2 exons.
UUCAGCUGUCAGUUUCACGGAUUCUACUUUAUAGUGCAGGUUCCUGCAAUCCGCGCUCUUUUACAUCAAGAUCUUGCCGCCCGUCAAAACGUCUCACUGCCGCAAUGGCGACUGGCCGCAAGGUCUUCCACUGCGCCGUCGAUGACACGGCGUUGACUACCAAUAUUAGUGAAAUCAAGAAAUGGACUUCUAAUGGAGCGAUCACUCUCGUCGUCCCUCUCUACACUCUGGAACGUUUGCAUGCGCUGAAGAGAGCUGGAUCUCAAGUUGCGAUCAAUGCGCGCGAGGCUGUCCGUUUCCUCGAUCGUGUUACGUCCGGCAAAGAUAGCAUUACCGCAGACAAGGUUGUCCUGCAGGGACCGAUGGAACAGUAUGAGACUUGGGCGGAAGCGGAAAAAUUCCUGUUGCCAGAAUUUGAGGACGAUGUGGAAGGGACUGCGGAAGAGGUCGAGAAUGUCAUCGAAACCCAAGAAGAUCCGGAGAGAGCACCAAAGACGAAAAAAGUCGAAGACAACAUCCCCAGCAAUGAUCUCUCGCAAAUGCUGCUCAGCAAGCUCAACUUCAAGAAGGAACCGGAUGCCGUCUCGAUCACUUCUACUGGUACCCACAGCGACUCUCGAUCUUCGUCUCGAAGCUCGCGCACUAGUCCUGAGUACGGCAAUGGUCACAAUGGGGUGGAUGGGUCUACGAAGCACAAUGGUCAUAGGCGUUCCGAUUCCAACGGUACCGGCUCUACGGUGCCUCUCGCGCUGCGACCCCUUCUCAGUGCCUUGUUGUGGCGUUUGCAUGACAGCCCUGAUGCUGUCACUGCGUCUAGGAGCUUGAUCCUAGUUACCAAUGAUCGCAUUACGCAGGCAUGGGCGCAGAAGUUCGGAAUAGCCACAAAGAACAUCCACCAGCUCCGGACCGCCAUUCAGUAUGAGGAGAAAGAAUACAAGAACCGCUGCAAGUACGUGGAGAAAACCCAGGCAACGGAGCCGAAGACGCUGCUGUCGUACGAGAACGAAAGUGACGAGGACGAGCUCGUUUUCGUUCCCCGUGGUCGCGGCAAGGGAGCGAGCAGGGGUGGAAGCUCGCGGGCGAGCAAUAACAGCCGCAAGCCUUCUGCGCCAAAGGCAGUUCCCCCUCCGCUUGAGGCAACCAUCGAGAUCCCCUCUGAACCCAUGGACCCGAACUCCUUCAGCCGGUCACUCGGGCCCAGCACCAAGCAGCCUGCCGUUGACCUCAGUUCGCAGGCUGGAGCUGCGCGCGGCCUGGCCGGAGCAUCCCGUCGCAUUGCCAACGGCCGUCGUGGUGCCCCCCGGGGUCAGACGCGAGGCAGCAGCCGUGGCCGUGGAAAGCUGUGGGUUCCUUGAUUUCAGGGAGGGAAUCCGUUGAUACCAA